AUGAAGGCUCUCAUUCUUGUCGGUGGCUUUGGCACCCGUCUACGCCCACUCACUCUUACCCUCCCAAAACCUUUAGUCGAGUUCGGUAACAAGCGCAUGAUUUUACAUCAAGUUGAAGCUUUGGCAGAAGCUGGAGUAACAGAUAUUGUUUUGGCUGUAAACUAUCGCCCGGAGGUUAUGGAAAAGUAUUUGGCUGAGUACGAACAAAGAUUCAACGUUAAAAUCACAUUUUCCAUCGAAUCCGAACCAUUAGGUACAGCCGGUCCUCUUAAACUCGCAGAAGAAAUUCUCGGCAAAGAUGACGCGCCUUUCUUCGUUCUUAACUCAGAUGUCAUCUGUGAAUACCCCUUCGCAGACUUGGCUGCUUUCCACAAGAAGCACGGUGAUGAAGGUACCAUCGUCGUAACUAAGGUUGAAGAACCAUCCAAAUAUGGUGUCGUUGUUCAUAAACCAAAUCACCCAUCCAGAAUCGAUCGAUUCGUAGAGAAGCCAGUCGAAUUCGUCGGAAACCGCAUUAACGCCGGUAUCUACAUCUUAAACCCAAGUGUCCUCAAGCGCAUCGAUCUCCGCCCUACCUCCAUCGAACAAGAGACUUUCCCUGCCAUUUGCGCAGAUGGUCAAUUACACUCUUUCGACUUAGAAGGAUUCUGGAUGGAUGUUGGGCAACCCAAAGAUUUCCUCUCUGGAACUUGUCUCUACCUCUCUUCCCUUACCAAAAAGGGAUCCAAACUCCUUACCCCACCAAAUACCCCAUAUGUACACGGCGGUAAUGUCUUUGAUCGACCCAUCGGCCAAAAUCGGCAAGAACUGUCGCAUUGGUCCCAACGUAACAAUUGGUCCUAA
This is a messenger RNA of Sclerotinia sclerotiorum 1980 UF-70, 843 nucleotides long. RefSeq lists its product as hypothetical. Lineage: Eukaryota; Fungi; Ascomycota; Leotiomycetes; Helotiales; Sclerotiniaceae. The coding region runs from base 1 to 843 and encodes 280 amino acids. Gene Ontology annotation, molecular function: GTP binding; mannose-1-phosphate guanylyltransferase (GTP) activity. The transcript is spliced from 4 exons. Gene Ontology annotation, biological process: GDP-mannose biosynthetic process; cell wall mannoprotein biosynthetic process. The record is from RefSeq and is a predicted model, not a curated record. Gene Ontology annotation, cellular component: cytoplasm.